AUGGAUUGUAUCUGUGGCUUGCUUCCCUGUGUGUGUUCUGAUGAACUUGCAGAUUCUGGAAGCCCUGAAUAUAUUGACGGUCCUGCUGCACCCAGCUGGCUACAACCUCGAGGAGCUCGGGUAGUUCGAUGGAUUGAAACCCCCAAUGCACCUAACUGCCCUAUUCGACGAACCUCGCUUACUUUUGAACAGAUCAUGCGCGUAGAUCCUAUAUUUACUCGAGAUGAUGGUGUUUAUCCACAGGGCGUGGAGCGAUUCCUCUGCAUCCCGGAGGACCGCGAGUGGCCCCCACAUAACUAUACAGCUUUGACCUUACGAUACGAUGGCUUUCUCUGUAUGGGACAUGUCCAAGCUGGUAACGGUCAUCUGGUUAUUGACAAUAUACAUCGUGCGCGUGACAGCCGCGUCCGCAUGUCCGAGGUUGUGGUGGCCCUUUACAAUAGUGUGUCACCCAUUGAGAACCUGCGACAUGUUUCUGUUUCAUUCGUUAUCGAGGAACAGACUUGUAAUUUUAUCACUAAGGAUCUGUACAGUGCAUGGCCAACCCAGGAGACUCGAACCUGGCAACAUGGCACUCCAGAAUACUUUCAACUUAUGGGCACUCGUAUUGGACGAACCGUAGCCUACAUUGUUCUGAGUGGCCUUCAGCGCGGAUCUCGUCGGAUUUCCCGUGUAAAGGUUUAUAGUUGUGGCGAUGGAGAUGAUACUGUGAAUCUUCGGUUCGAUAUCGAGCCUCUUAACUAG
Molecule: messenger RNA, 744 nt
Organism: Penicillium malachiteum
Lineage: Eukaryota; Fungi; Ascomycota; Eurotiomycetes; Eurotiales; Aspergillaceae
Exons: 1
Coding region: 1-744 (247 amino acids)
Source: RefSeq, a predicted model, not a curated record